Messenger RNA from Bacillus rossius redtenbacheri, 667 nucleotides. RefSeq names its product cuticle protein 19-like. The transcript has 3 exons. The record is from RefSeq and is a predicted model, not a curated record. NCBI's taxonomy places the organism in Eukaryota, Metazoa, Arthropoda, Insecta, Phasmatodea, Bacillidae. Gene Ontology annotation, cellular component: extracellular matrix. Bases 55 to 411 code for a protein of 118 amino acids.
AGUCAACUGUACAACCAACUGUUGGGCAGCAAACGGUCGUGAGGCUAUUCGAACAUGAGGAACACGCAGGUGGUUGUUCUCCUGGCCCUGGGCGUGGCUGCCGCCAGCGCUCUCCCUGGAUACAGCGGCAGUCACCACAACCUGCCGGUGGCUGCGGGACACGGCGACUACUACGCUCACCCGCAGUACGAGUUCAAGUACGGGGUGCACGACCCGCACACGGGCGACGUGAAGAACCAGUGGGAGAGCAGGGACGGCGACGUGGUGAAGGGCUCCUACAGCCUGGUCGAGCCCGACGGCUCCACGAGGACCGUGCACUACACGGCCGACAAGCACAGCGGCUUCAACGCCGUGGUCAAGAAGUCCGGCCACUCCUCCCACCCACAGCACUACGGCCAUCACGGCUACUGAAAGAAAUUCCAAGUGAAGCUGAUCAAGACUUUGCUACGCUAUCCGACUUCCCUUCCUAUGCACGAUUCAACUUUAGUUAAAAUGCUUUCAUGAUGUAUUUAUUGUACCGAAAUUUUUUGAAUGACUAAAUAAUAUAUGUUUCUUAUUUUCUGCUGGUAAAUCCAAUAUAAAAUUUGGUAUGCCGUAAGUUAUUUUACCCACAGCAUAGUUAUUCAUACACAUUGUACUGUAUGUGAGAAAAUCAUGUAAUGGUUGU